Prunus armeniaca (apricot) is the source of this 2877-nucleotide messenger RNA. NCBI's taxonomy places the organism in Eukaryota, Viridiplantae, Streptophyta, Magnoliopsida, Rosales, Rosaceae. The record is from the annotation of a GenBank genome assembly.
AUGAGUUCGUUCUCCAUCACGCGGAAGAAGACUCCCUUCCAAAAGCACAGAGAGGAGGAAGAGGCAAAGAAAAAGAGAGCGGAGGAGGAAACAGCUCGCUUAUAUAAGGAGUUUGUGGAUUCCUUUCAAGGGGAUAACGCACCUGGGUCGAAGGCUUUUGUGCGAGGAGGAACAAUCAAUCCCAAUGAGAAGGUGAAGGCGGAUGCUGAAGGUGAAAAGUCCAAAGAUGGGGUAUCUGUUCCAAAGAAGGGGAGUAGGUAUGUUCCAUACUUACCAACACCUUCUUUGCCAUCCAAAGGGAAAGAAUCUGAGAAGAAGCCAUUGCAGAGGGAGGAGGAGAAGCCGAGGGAGAAAGAAAAAUUGAAGCCUCGAGAAAUAGAUAAAUAUAUGGAGGAGAGGAAGCAGGAUUACGAGAUGAGGGAUAAGCGAAAUCAAGAGCGUGAACAUUGGCGUGAUGGGCGACCAAUUGAGAAUUCUGCACCAUCCAGUCGCUUUGAUGAACUCCCUGAUGAAUUUGAUCCAAGUGGAAAGCUUCUUGGAUCAUUUGAUGAUGGUGAUCCACAAACUACUAAUCUUUAUGUUGGAAAUCUUUCACCAAAGGUUGACGAAAAUUUUCUUUUGCGAACUUUUGGGAGGUUUGGGCCAAUUGCCAGUGUGAAAAUAAUGUGGCCUAGGACAGAAGAGGAGCGAAGGCGUCAAAGAAAUUGUGGCUUUGUAGCUUUCAUGAAUAGAGCUGAUGGACAGGCUGCGAAGGAUGAAAUGCAAGGAGUGGUGGUUUAUGAAUAUGAGUUGAAGAUUGGGUGGGGCAAGUCUGUCGCUCUACCAUCACAAGCACUACCUGCUCCCCCUCCAGGACAUAUGGCCAUCAGGAGUAAGGAGGGAGCAACUGUAAUCUUGUCUGGUCCAUCAGGCCCGCCUGUCACUUCUGUUCCCAGUCAGAAUUCUGAACUGGUUCUUACUCCAAAUGUUCCUGAUAUAACGGUUGUUCCACCAGAGGAUGAUCACCUCCGCCAUGUGGUUGAUACAAUGGCUUUGUAUGUUCUGGAUGGUGGAUGUGCCUUUGAACAAGCUAUUAUGGAGAGAGGCAGAGGGAAUCCUCUUUUCACGUUCUUGUUUGAGCUUGGCUCGAAAGAGCACACUUACUAUGUUUGGAGGCUCUAUUCAUUUGCUCAGGGUGAUACACUACAAAGGUGGCGAACAGAACCUUUCAUUAUGAUUACUGGUAGUGGAAGAUGGAUUCCACCACCUCUUCCCACAGUAAAGAGCCCAGAACAUGGGAAAGAGGCUGGUACCACAUAUGCUGCAGGAAGAAGCAGGCGUGUAGAGCCAGAACGAACACUUACAGAUUCACAGAGGGAUGAGUUUGAGGAUAUGUUACGUGCAUUAACGUUAGAGAGGAGUCAGAUAAAGGAUGCUAUGGGGUUUGCAUUGGACAAUGCUGAUGCAGCUGGGGAGAUAGUUGAAGUUCUUACAGAAUCUUUAACUCUCAAGGAGACCCCGAUCCCAACCAAAGUAGCAAGACUCAUGCUGUCUCUGAUGUGCUUCACAAUAGCAGUGCUCCAAUUUGAAGCAACAUUACCAGACAUAAUGGAGAGCUUUAAUGAUUUGUAUCGUAGCAUAACAGGAAGGAUCACCGCUGAGGCCCUUAAGGAAAGAGUUCUUAAAGUAUUGCAAGUAUGGUCAGACUGGUUUCUUUUUUCAGAUGCUUAUGUGAAUGGAUUACGGGCUACUUUUCUUCGGUCUGGUAACUCUGGUGUGGUCCCUUUUCACUCCAUAUGUGGUGAUGCACCUGAAAUAGACAAAAAGACCACCUCUGAAGAUACGGGUGAUGCUUGUAAAACCAAUCAAGAUGCUGCUUUGGCAAUGGGCAAAGGAGCAGCUAUGAGGGAGUUAUUGAGUCUUCCCCUAGCUGAGUUGGAAAGACGCUGCAGACAUAAUGGAUUAUCUCUUGUUGGUGGUCGAGAAACUAUGGUUGCACGAUUGCUUAGUCUGGAAGAGGCAGAAAAACAAAGGGGUUAUGAACUAGAUGAUGACUUGAAAUAUGCACAGAGCCAUUCAAGUUCAGCUAGAUAUUCAAGUAGCCGCAGAGAAAUGAAUAUUGAACCAGACUCUGUGGGAAUAUCAUCUCAAGGGAAAGGGUCCCUACCCUUGGUCCAAACCCUUCCAAUUCCGCAGCCUGAACUAAAAGCUUUAACAAAGAAAGAAAAGAAUGAUCCUGUUCUACCAGCCUCUAAAUGGGCGCGAGAGGAUGACGAUAGUGAUGAUGAACAAAAGCGUAGUGCGAGGGAUCUCGGGUUAAGCUACUCAUCUUCUGGAAGUGAAAAUGCUGGUGAUGGCCCCAGUAAGGCUGAUGAGAUGGAGGUUGCAACUGAUGCAAGCAUUCCAGCACAACCUGACAGUGGAAUAAGUGAGGAGCAGAGGCAAAAGUUGAGACGUUUGGAAGUUGCUUUGAUAGAAUAUCGUGAAUCUCUCGAGGAGCGGGGAAUAAAAAAUCCUGAAGAAAUUGAGAGGAAGGUUGCAAUCCAUCAGAAACGGCUGGAAUCAGAGUAUGGAUUAUCAGAUUCCAGCGAAGAUGCUUUUGGGAGUAAGAGGAAGGACAGACGGGAUGAUGAUACCCGUGAUGCUUCAAGAAAGCGGCACCGCAGUGGAAGCCAAAGUGAUAGUCCGCUACAGAGAUUGUCAAACAGAGAUCGGGAGAGGGAACAUGAUUUGGACAGAGACCGGGAAAGACAGCGUGGUAGCGACAGAGAUAGAGCCCAUGAUUUUGAAGGUGAUAGGGUUCGGGACCGUGAGAAGAGUGGAAGUAGAGAGGGGGAUGACCAUGAGAGAGAUAGAGGCAGAGAAAGAGACAGGGAUAGGAGGAGACGAAUGAAGUGA